Daucus carota subsp. sativus is the source of this 2084-nucleotide messenger RNA. RefSeq names its product pectinesterase. The record is from RefSeq and is a predicted model, not a curated record. The coding region runs from base 141 to 1955 and encodes 604 amino acids. The transcript has 2 exons. Gene Ontology annotation, molecular function: pectinesterase activity; pectinesterase inhibitor activity. Gene Ontology annotation, biological process: cell wall modification. Lineage: Eukaryota; Viridiplantae; Streptophyta; Magnoliopsida; Apiales; Apiaceae.
ACCCAGAGCCCUGCAGGGGUAUCAAGCUAAUAAAGAUAUCCCUUGUAAGCUCUGUGAAAAAAACUCAUUCUGGGGGCAGAGUUUUUUUCCUUAUCAUACAUGGUACAAUUUAAAAAAAAUUGAAAAAAAAUAAAUUUAUAAUGGGAUUGUCAAAAAAGGCGACUGUUAUAGGGCUAUCUGCGGUAGUUCUGGUUGGGGUGGUGGUGGCGGUGGCUGUUAUUGAGUACAAACACAGCGCUCAUCAUGGCAGUGCUAGCGGCAGCACGGCCACGAAUGAUGUGUCUACUUCUAAGAAAGCCAUAAUGACCAUUUGCCAGCCAACUGAUUAUAAGGAUGCAUGCAUCAAGAGCCUUUCCUCGUCCAACUCGACUGAUCCGAAAGAACUUAUCAUGACUGGCUUCAAGGCAGCCAUGAGUGACAUUGCAGAUGUUAUUGGCAAGUCCAAGACUCUUCAAGAUGCUGCAAAGGACUCGCGAACCAAACGAGCAUAUGAAUUGUGUAGCGAAUUGUUGAAAACAUCUGCGGAUGAUCUUGGGAGAUCAGUGCAAAAGCUUGCUAAAUUUGAAGCUACUAAGAUGGACGGGUAUGUUGCGGAUCUUAAGACAUGGUUGAGUGGUGCUAUUGAUUAUCAAGAGGCGUGCAUUGAUGCUUUUGAGAACACAACUGGUGAUGCAGGGGAGAAAAUGAAGAGUUUGUUGAAAACCUCCUCUGAAGUAACCAGCAAUGGCCUUGCCAUGGUUAAUGAGCUCACCUCUAUGCUUUCCUCCUUGCAUAUCCCGAAUGUGCAAAGAAGGCUUCUUGUCAAGAAAGACCGUUCAGAGGUGGAUCCUGAUUACGUGUGGCUGAGAUCUAUUAAUAAACGCAGACUAUUUUAUGAUGAUUAUGGUCCUAGACUAGAACAACCUCCAAGUGAGGACACUGGAGCACGAAAACUCCUUAGCACGGAUAGUCUUCCAGAGUGGAUGAAUGCACACCAAAGAAGACUACUUGCAGCUAAAGUAAAACCAAAUGUUGUAGUUGCUCUAGAUGGCUCUGGCCAGUUCAAGAGUAUCAAUGAGGCCCUCAAGAAAGUCCCAGCUAAGAAUGUCGUCCCCUUUGUUAUCCUUGUCAAGGCUGGUGUUUACCGUGAGUAUGUUGAUGUUCCGAGGCGUGUAGACAAUGUCGUCAUGAUUGGUGAAGGCGCAAGCAAAACCAAGAUCACCGGGAACAAGAACUUCAUUGAUGGAGUCGGUACCUUCAAAACAGCAACAUUUGCUGUGAAUGGUGAUGGUUUCAUGGCCAAAGACAUUAGCUUCGAGAACUCAGCAGGAGCUGCCAAACAUCAAGCCGUGGCUCUACGUGUGUCUGGUGACAGGGCUAUCUUCUACCGAUGCCAAAUGGAUGGUUACCAAGAUACCCUUUACACCCACACCUACCGCCAAUUCUACCGUGACUGCACAAUCACAGGCACCAUCGACUUCAUCUUUGGUGACGCUGCUGCAGUCUUCCAAAACUGCAAAAUGAUUGUGCGGAAGCCACUGGAUAACCAAGGGUGCAUGGUCACAGCACAAGGUAGGAAAGACCAUCGAUCAACCGGUGGCCUUAUCCUUCAGAACUGCUCCAUCACUGCAGAGCCAGCAUUCUUGGCCGCUCAGCCUCCAAUCAAGGCCUACUUGGGGCGCCCCUGGAAGGAAUUCUCAAGGACAAUAAUAAUGCAAUCAUAUAUCGAUAAAAACAUCGUCCCCGAGGGAUGGUCUCCAUGGACAGGUACCUUUGGUAUGGACACUUGCUACUAUGUUGAGUAUCAGAACAGAGGACCCGGAUCCGACACCUCGAAAAGAGUGUCGUGGAAAGGUAUCCAGAAGACUGUUUCUCAGCAAGAUAUUCUUGAGUUCACUGCUGGAAGGUUCUUCCUAGGUGAUGCAUGGAUCCCAGUCGCCGGCAUCCCAUAUGACUCCGGAAUGACACGUCUUUAAACUCAGAAUUUACUUUUUGUUGUUCCCUAGUCACAUUAAUUAUGUACCAUGUAUGAUAUGAUGCCUUUGUGCAGAGCUUAAUAUCUAUCAAAUAAACAGGGCUGAAUGCAGAAUUUCUCACUACCAUGC